Messenger RNA from Guyanagaster necrorhizus, 966 nucleotides. RefSeq lists its product as uncharacterized. The transcript has a single exon. The coding region runs from base 1 to 966 and encodes 321 amino acids. The record is from RefSeq and is a predicted model, not a curated record. NCBI's taxonomy places the organism in Eukaryota, Fungi, Basidiomycota, Agaricomycetes, Agaricales, Physalacriaceae.
AUGUCCCGACAGCCCGACCAGCCGGAAGGAGUCGACUCCGAGGACAUCUCAGGAAGAACGUCUUCGGAACACCCGAUGGAAGAAGAGGAACAGGCCCAACAGCACACAUACCCCCCACGACCCCCGCCGGCAGUCAUUCGAAACGAAGGAAACCCUUGGGCAACCGGAUUUCGACGUCCCAGGUCUCACACCCCCGUCCCGUCCGUCCAACACAGUAUCCGAGCAGCAAGGACAGCAACCCCCAUCCCCGGCACCAGACACAGUGCCAGAGACUCAUUGGACGGCUCACAGGUGGCUUACGGGACCAGCACUCAGGCUCGAGGAUCCCACCACACGGUGUCGGCAUCAGGAUGGGAUGCCGACCACUGGUCAGAGGUCAACCAGCCAGUACAACGACCUGUUCGGAACUUCGCCGCGGACUUCGCUAAUCAGGCCGCCAGCGACCAGGAAAUUUACAGGGAGAAUGACCUCUUCAGCAGGUAUCUCCGGGCACGGGAACAGGAGCAGAGGAGAAGAGAAGCGGGGAGCGUUAGCGCGACCACUUUGGUCAACACCAGUACCAUCAACUCCCCACUGCCAUUACCCACCCCCUUCGGCACCGAAUCAGACCCAUGGGCAUCCACCGUCGACAUCAUCAUCUUCAGCAACGACGUCCCCAGACAGGAAGAGCCCGACGCUGUCGCCGACAGGCCCAACGAUAGUCGCCUACGAUCAAGCAGAACAGUGGCGACGGACACAGCAGGGGGACAGGCCAAGCAGGAGCCUGGGCGAGAGUCUUCUCCUCGCCCCGGCCCAGAGGACGCUGGACCAAGUACCCAACCACGAGACCACCAGACCGACAACAUACGACCUGGCCGACAUUUCUCUUCUCGAGGGGGAAAUAUGGGACCAGGACGACGAGAUAGGCGGCAAGGUGGGCGACGGGGAAGGAGAUUCAAUCAGGGAGGUUGGGGACCUUCCCUUUGA